AUGAACUACAAUUCUCUCAGUUCUACCGAGCUGCUGCUUGGCUUGCCAUACUUAAUAUUGGUUUUCUUAAAACCUUUAUCUCUGUUCCUGACAGACAUGAAUGCUGACGGUGGCAAGGCUGCUCCUCCCAAAUUCAAGCAGAAGGAGGGCAGGGCGUUCAAGAGCAAGGCCCCCAAGCCUGGCCAGAAGGGGUUCGACAAUGACGUUCCUGGAAUGGAGGGUCUUGGAGACUCAGCCCUUGUCUGCCCUUGGGAGGCUUUUGGAGACGCGGACCUGAAUGAACUGGCGCAGUUUGGACUCGUUUAGACAAGCGUGAUUUAGUCUUGAUGUCUUCCCCACCCUCAGAUAUGUAUUUAAAAGAAACAUGACCUAUAACCUAUUCAGAUUAUUCGACUAUUGUUCUAAGAAAAUCCUCAUAAAACCUCUGCAGAGGACAGAUUUGAUUUAAAUGUGAUCUCAAAAUUGAUGUAAACUAAUUCUAAUAUUUAAAAUUACUGAUAUCUGAAGAAAACAAAUCACAUCACUUACACUUGUGCUCGUCUAUCCCCAAUCUUUGUGUUACUG
Engraulis encrasicolus (European anchovy) is the source of this 564-nucleotide messenger RNA. RefSeq names its product retinal cone rhodopsin-sensitive cGMP 3',5'-cyclic phosphodiesterase subunit gamma-like. The record is from RefSeq and is a predicted model, not a curated record. Gene Ontology annotation, cellular component: photoreceptor outer segment membrane. Gene Ontology annotation, molecular function: 3',5'-cyclic-nucleotide phosphodiesterase activity; cGMP binding. The transcript has 4 exons. NCBI's taxonomy places the organism in Eukaryota, Metazoa, Chordata, Actinopteri, Clupeiformes, Engraulidae. The coding region runs from base 1 to 306 and encodes 101 amino acids. Gene Ontology annotation, biological process: positive regulation of epidermal growth factor receptor signaling pathway; visual perception; positive regulation of G protein-coupled receptor signaling pathway.